Messenger RNA from Cucurbita maxima (winter squash), 2008 nucleotides. RefSeq names its product hexose carrier protein HEX6-like. Gene Ontology annotation, molecular function: monosaccharide transmembrane transporter activity. Lineage: Eukaryota; Viridiplantae; Streptophyta; Magnoliopsida; Cucurbitales; Cucurbitaceae. The record is from RefSeq and is a predicted model, not a curated record. Gene Ontology annotation, biological process: monosaccharide transmembrane transport. Bases 66 to 1586 code for a protein of 506 amino acids. Gene Ontology annotation, cellular component: membrane. The transcript is spliced from 3 exons.
AUCAUCUUCUUCUUCUUCAUCAAUCGCUCGUUCUCUAAAGAAACAGUAGCAACCAAGAUCUAUCAAUGGCUAUUGCAGGGUUCGUGAAGGGCACAGGAGUGGAUGAUUAUAAGGGCCAAUUGACGUUAUUUGUGCUACUUUCUUGUAUGGUGGCUGCCAUGGGAGGCCUCAUUUUCGGCUACGACAUUGGAAUUUCAGGUGGAGUAACAUCAAUGGAGCCAUUUCUGAACAAAUUUUUCGCGGAAGUGAACAGAAAGAUGAAAGAAGAUGAAGAAAUAAGCAACUACUGCAAAUUCGAUAGCCAACUCUUGACCUCCUUCACGUCUUCCCUCUACAUUGCCGGCCUUGUAUUCACCUUCUUUGCUUCCUCCGUCACCAGAUCCUUCGGAAGAAAGCCUUCCAUUCUCGCCGGUGGCGUAGCCUUUCUCGUCGGUGCCGCCUUGGGCGGAGCGGCCGCCAAUGUCUACAUGCUUCUACUUGGCCGGAUACUGCUCGGAAUCGGCCUUGGAUUCACUAAUCAGGCGAUUCCUCUGUAUCUCUCGGAAAUGGCACCGCACAAUUACAGGGGAGCAAUCAACAAUGGCUUCCAACUCUGCGUUGGAAUCGGCGUACUUUCGGCUAAUCUCGUCAAUUUCGGAACCGAGAAGCUCAAGAACAGCUCCAGUUGGCGAAUCUCCUUAGCUUUGGCUGGGGUUCCGGCGUCGCUAUUAACCUUAGGUUCGAUUUUCUUACCUGAAACUCCAAACAGCCUGAUUCAACGCAGCGAUGAACAUCAGAAGGCGAAGAAAAUGCUGCAACGGAUCCGUGGAACAGACGACGUCGACGCGGAAUUCGAAGAUCUCGUGAAGGCGAAUGCAACAUCAAAGGCAAUCAAGAAACCGUUUGUGAAAAUUACUCAACGAAAGUACAGACCUCAACUUGUGAUGGCCAUAUCCAUACAGUUCUUCCAACAAGUAACUGGUAUCAAUGUCAUUUCAUUCUACGCGCCAAUUCUUUUUAGAACUGUUGGAUUAGAUGAAAGUGGUUCGCUGUUGUCGGCAGUCGUGGUUGGGGUUGUGGGAACUGCAGCGACCUUAAUUUCAAUGCUUCUAGUAGACAAGCUUGGGCGAAGAGCUUUGUUCACAAUUGGGGGAGUUCAAAUGUUUGUUUCGCAGAUUGUAAUUGGAAGCAUAAUGGCUGCUCAACUGGGUGAUCAUGGCGGGCUGAGCACAGGGUAUGCGUAUCUUGUUCUUGUUUUGAUAUGCAUAUAUGUUGCUGGGUUUGCGUGGUCUUGGGGUCCUCUUGGUUGGUUGGUUCCGAGUGAGAUUUUUCAGCUGGAGAUUAGAUCAGCUGGGCAGAGCAUUACAGUGGCUGCAAAUUUUCUCUUCACUUUCGCCAUAGCUCAGAGCUUUCUCUUUAUGCUUUGUCGCUUGAAAAGUGGCACUUUCUUCUUCUUUGGUGGAUGGGUUUUGAUUAUGACUUCCUUUGUGUUGCUUUUCUUGCCGGAGACUAAGUAUAUUCCCAUUGAACAGAUGGAUAGGGUUUGGAUGGAGCAUUGGUUUUGGAAGAGGAUUGUCGUGGAACCGGGACAAGAGUCGAUAGUAUAAAGAACAGACGACCACUCGACAUAAAAUUGUUAAGUCUUCACUACUCCAAUUGUUGUGGAAUCCGGACAAGAGUCGAGAGUAUAAGGAAUGGAUGACUACUCAACAUAAAAUUGUUAUAAGUCUUUACGACUACUCCAAUUGUUGUGGAACUCGGAAAAGAGUUGAGAGUAUAAAGAACGGAUGACCACUCAACAUAAAAUUGUUAUAAGUCUUAACGACUACAAUUGUUGUGGAACCGGGACAAGAGUCGAGAGUAUAAGAAACGGAUGACCACUCGACAUAAAAUUGUUAUAAGUUUUCACGACUAGUCCAAUUGUUGUGGAAUCCAGCAAGAGUUGAGAGUAUAAAAAACGGAUAACCACUCAACAUGAAAUUGGUAUAAGUCUUCGCGACUACUCUUAAUUGUGAAGGUAGAUUUGGUU